This is a messenger RNA of Sclerotinia sclerotiorum 1980 UF-70, 1860 nucleotides long. RefSeq lists its product as hypothetical. Gene Ontology annotation, biological process: nuclear-transcribed mRNA catabolic process, nonsense-mediated decay; positive regulation of translation. The record is from RefSeq and is a predicted model, not a curated record. The transcript has 2 exons. Lineage: Eukaryota; Fungi; Ascomycota; Leotiomycetes; Helotiales; Sclerotiniaceae. The coding region runs from base 1 to 1860 and encodes 619 amino acids. Gene Ontology annotation, molecular function: mRNA binding. Gene Ontology annotation, cellular component: nucleolus; cytoplasm.
AUGGCUACUACCGCAGGAUCUCGCAAUCAAACAAACGGUGUUCUCUCCGUUACAGCUACACAGACAUCGGGUAGUACUUCCAAGCAAACUGCUAGCAAGCCAGCAAGUUCCAAGUUGAAGCUUAUCGUCCGUAGACUAGCUCCAGGAUUGACGGAGGUGGAGUUCUUUUCUGUUCUUGGUGAUGAAUGGAAAGUAGGGCAAGGAAAAGUUGAUUGGUUUCAAUACAAAUUGGGGAAAGAUUCUAAAGAUCCUUCCAAGCCAUCCCGACCUUCUCGAGCAUAUUUACACUUAACAAGUGGUGAUCACCUCUUACCAUUUUCAGAAGUCGUGCGAAAAUCCAGUUUUGAAGAUGCAAAGAAUACAUAUACAGAUUCGUGUCUCAUUGGACCACCCUCCGUUGAAUUUGCGCCUUACAGUAGAGUCCCUGCAGGUCUUAAACGUCGUACAGAUGCUCGGGCAGGAACAAUCGAUCAGGAUCCAGAAUUCAUGGCAUUUUUGGAAGGAUUGGCUAAUCCAGUUACUACAAAAGAAAUCGGCGCAGAUGGCGAAGAUCCUCCAACAGGAAAGCCCGAGAAAGUUACUGUGACACCAUUGGUUCAAUUCUUGAAGGACAAGAAGGCCAACAAGACGAAGGAAUCGGCAGCAAAGGCAGCGAAGAAACAAGAAACUCCGAAGUCCAAAGCGAAGGAAGGAUCAGGUUCGACAGAUGAUAGUAGAAAGUCCAACAAAGAUCCUAAGACCGACAAAGUCGCGGCCACGCAAGAGGCUGUCAGGAUUUUGAACAGAGAAGCUGCCAAAAAAGUAGCUGCAACGUCCUCCUCUGCGGCUACUUCAACAAGUACCGAGAAGAACGUACCCAAGCUUGAUACUUCUAAAAUUCCUGCUAAUGAAAGGCAAGCCGUUGUUGCUGCUCAUGUUCGCAUGCUACACCGUGAUCUCGGACUUAGUCCCUCCCAGGCUCACCGCCGUAUCAAACGUGAUACAGCUAGUGCGGUAAAAGCUGAGGCUUCUGAAAAGUCCACGUCUACUCCUAGUAAUACCGCAUCUUCUCCAUCUACUCCUACAACACCCACUGGUCCCAAAGUACCUCCAGCCCAGCCUAGUGCUCAAUCAGGUAGCCGAAGAUCUAGAAGAGGUAACCAAAAGAAUACUACUGAAUCUUCUGCUACCAAGGGGCCGACAACCACUGCUUCGGCCCCAACUACACCAAUGGUCCUACUACGAAAGUUCACCACUCAACAACGACCUGAACAACAACCAAGUACCGCGACUUCUCAAUCUUCAUCUACACCUCAAGCUCCACCGAAAGCGCCUCCGAAAGCGCCUCCGAAAGUCAAUCCCCCUGCAGCUCCAGCUCCAGCCGCGGUGCAACCUCAACAAGCCACUCCUAAUCGAGGAUCAAAGGCUCAAGUGGAUGUUCCACCUAAAGGUGCCCGACAAGCUUUCAUAAAACAUGCCAACCCAUCUCAAGGGGUAACUGAAUUAUUGUUAAAGGAAGCAUUGGAAAAAUUUGGUAAAGUUUCCAUGGUUGAGAUAGAUAAAAAGAAAGGCUUCGCAUAUGCAGAUUUUGAAGAUCAUGAAGGUCUAAAGAAAGCAAUGGCUGCAAACCCCGUUUCCGUCGCACAGGGAACUGUUCACGUUAUGCAACGAAAGGGAAAUCAAUUACCACGUGCUGGCCCAGCUCCUAGAGCUCCUGCUCCUCCACCUGCUAGUCCGGCUUCUCGUGGUGGUAGAGGUGGAGCUAUAGGCAGGAGGGGUGGUAGAAACGGUGGUGGGAGAGGUCGCGCAGAUGCUCCGGCUGCGGAUUCCCCAAAGCCUUCUCCAAUUGCUGUUGCCCCCACAGGACCAGCUCCAAAGUGA